Molecule: messenger RNA, 6676 nt
Organism: Tigriopus californicus
Lineage: Eukaryota; Metazoa; Arthropoda; Copepoda; Harpacticoida; Harpacticidae
Gene: IA-2
Product: receptor-type tyrosine-protein phosphatase N2-like
Exons: 21
Coding region: 263-3604 (1113 amino acids)
Biological process (GO): protein dephosphorylation
Cellular component (GO): secretory granule
Molecular function (GO): protein tyrosine phosphatase activity
Source: RefSeq, a predicted model, not a curated record
CUCUCUCUCUCUCUCUCUCUCUCUCUCUCCUUCCCUCUGCUUUUCUGUAGAUCUUUCUUUCCUUCUCUCAUUCACUCUUUCUUCACUCUUCUCCAAUUCAGCGAAGGAAAUUGAGAAGCGAUGAAGAUGGCAGCCUCAAGUGGGGUUGCCUAAGGCGUGACCCACUCCUUCGCUCCGCCCACUCAGCAGCUGACCAACUAGCUCAGUGUCGUCGGAGAGGAAGGAGGACCAUGCUGAAGUACCCACGAUUCGUAAUGCUGUCAUGAUUCGGCCACUACUACCCAACCUAACAGAACUGCGAAACAAACUUUGGAUAUAUGGACAAGUUCCCGCAAACACCCACCACAAUGGACAAAGGCAACCAUCAUCAUCAAUAACGAUAACAACAACUGCUAUUACUUCAACAACCAGGGAUGUUUGUUUUCAUACUCUCCCGGACCCGACAAAAUCUCCCUUACGAAACAUCCCCUUUCUAGUCCUGUUUGUUCUACUCCUCAGCGUGACCAACGCGGAGGAGUACUCACAAGCAUGGACCAAGACGUCAACACAAAUCAAUGACGAACCCAUUCACACCCAAGAGACUUUUAAGGACAACAGAGAAGGUUUUUUGGGCUGUUCAUUCGCUGACAACCUUUGCAAUCCCGACGAAGUCUGUUUUGAUGAUUUUGUUUUUGGUCAAUGCCUGCCUGAAGAAUCUGAACCUGAUUCGGAUGAAGAUCUGGACCUCCAAAGAUUUCCAUCCUUGUCUGACGAAGAGAAAGCUCUGAUUGCUUUCGAACUUGAUGAGCUUGACCAAACAGGAUUUGAAUGGAAGGAUUUCUAUACCCAAUGUAUCCUCCAAAAUCUUCUCUCAUUCGUGCAAUACAACUCUAAAUUCGACAAAGCCGAGUGCUCUUUGUUUCUUCCAUCGUCUCCCUUGGCUUCCAAUCUUGAUGACUUGUUCCUCGAUAACACGGACGAGGAUAUGUUCUUCCCCGAGGACAUUGAGCUGCCCCAAGAAGAGCAACAACAACAGCAACAACAACAGCAACAACAACAACUUGUUGCAGAAGAGAUUCCAGAGGAAUUCUUGGAGGCUCUUGAGGGCCUUCAGAUCAACCCUGAGACCAGUGUGGUUCCCAAAAAGAUUCCAAUGGACAACAGAAAUGAAAAUCAAGAUUCCAUCUGGACACUUGAUCGGUCCAGUAACAAUGAGCAAUUGGAUGAGGAGGAAACAGGGUAUGAAAGUGGCGAUGAUGAAGGCAUUGUUCUGCCAGGCAACGACGAAGAACUUGAAAACUACCUCAACGACUUGGCUAUGCAAGAAGAUUUGAACAAUGAGGACGUGGACGAGACUCCCACCCGCGAUUGGCUGGAUCUCCAAAACUAUUUGAGGAUGCGAGAUACUUUGGAACAGGAUCAUAGCGAGGAGGAGUCCUUAGGCGACUCCGAAAUGGAAUCAAUUCCUACCAACGCUUGGCAAUCCAUCCAGAAUAUCCCUGUCCACGAUGUCAGAAAAAUUGGAAAGCGCAACAAUCCAACCGAGUUCUCACCAAAUCUUGGAACAAACUUUUAUUUCUCUGGACCGCAAAACGACGAGACGGACGGUUUACUUACCCAAAACAUUGAACAAAUCUCCCAAGACCAAUUCGAUCAUUCAUCGGAUUACCCCGCUGAAGACGAUUCAUAUUUCCUGAAUGAUCACCUUCAAUAUGACAGUAAUGACGACUAUGUUGACGAUGACAGAGAUUUUGAAGAAGAGGCCAACAAUGACAUCUUGCCCGAGAUGAGGCAUCCCUCGGGCGGUUCAAUUUUGCGACUUCCUGGUGGUGGUCUUGGAUCAAGUAUCUUCAAUCGGAACGAACGAUUGGAUGUAAAAAAACCCGGUCCCUUCUAUCCGAACAGUGCCAACAAUUUCUUCUUAAACAAGCUUCUGAACAGUGAUUCUGAUGAUAUGGGCAAAACCUCGGAGUAUAAUCAAACCGCUGACGUGGGUCAAGUCGAGUAUGAGAUGCCUCUUCUAGCCCCCAUCAAAGAUAAACGAGACCUUCCACUUGUUGAGGAUAAUGUCGAGAACAUCGUGGAGCCACAGUUCGUACACAUAUCCCUAGGAAAAAGAUUCAAAACUUAUAAUCAAGGAUCCAACUUCGUGCAUUACUUGGCUCAGGAAUUUGGCAUACCCGAGGAAGCCUUGGACGAUCAAAUCAUCGAGGAUCACCAUGUCCAAUUCAAAGUGCACCCUAAUCCUCAAAACAUCAACGCACAUGAUAUGGCUAAACGAAUAGAUCAAGAUAGCUCGCUAAAAAGCAAAAUUGAGGAUCAAGUCGGAGUUCAGAUUGGCAAAGCUGCCGCCGGAGGACGGGAUGACAUUGCUAGCGUGUUUUACCCAGGAGGGUCGAACUUUAAUCUUCUGAUUUUGGUUGUGGUAUCUGUUUCCGCGGUGGCGGCCUUACUCGUGGUGGGCGUAAUUUCACUUCUGGUUCGCCGACGUGCCCGGGUGCAAAAAAUUCGAAACCAAGACCUCCAAGAAGAAGAAAAGGGCAAAGCGCAGCAAGAAUAUCAACAAUUGUGCCGCGAUUGGUCCAGAUCCUCCAAGAAAUCGGACUCCAAACCUGCAAAUGUGACCACAUCAGCAGUGAAGAAGCAACUUCAAAACCGGGAAUCUAAAGAGUCUGAGGGUUCGAACAGAUCUAGCACAUCCUCAUGCAACGGUUCCAAGUGUGAGGAGCCCAACACCGCAAACAUGGACAUAUCCACCGGUCACAUGGUGCUAGCUUACAUGGAAGAUCAUUUGAAGAACAAGCAAAGGCUGGAACAGGAAUGGGUUGGCCUUUGUGGUUACGAAGCCGAGCCUUGCGCCACCACCAUAGCGUACAAAGCUGAGAACAAAAAAAAGAAUCGGUAUCCAGAUAAAUUACCCUACGAUCACAACCGGGUCAUCCUGAAUGCCAUGGUCAACGCCUCAAACUCAGACUACAUCAAUUCAUCGACAGUUACCGAUCACGACCCUCGAAAUCCUUCUUACGUGGUUACACAAGCUCCAUUGGCCAGCACGGUGGCAGACUUUUGGCAAAUGAUUUGGGAACAAGGCUGUGUGGUCAUUGUCAUGCUGACCAGGCUCCAGGACAACGGAUACCAGUUAUGCCACCGUUACUGGCCAGAAGAAGGCUCGGAGCAAUACCACAUUUUUGAGGUCCAUUUGGUGAGCGAGCAUGUGUGGUGUGACGACUACCUUGUCCGAUCCGUGUAUCUGAAGAACACAAGAACUGGCGAGACUCGAACUGUCACCCAGUUCCACUUUUUAUCUUGGCCAGCCCACGGAGUGCCGAUCUCCACCAAGGCACUUUUGGAGUUCCGGAGGAAAGUCAAUAAGAGCUAUCGAGGACGAUCUUGUCCCAUUGCAGUCCAUUGCAGCGACGGAGUGGGCCGAUCUGGCACCUAUGUCCUCAUCGAUAUGGUGCUGAAUCGAAUGGCUAAAGGUUGUAAAGAGAUCGACAUUGCAGCCACUUUGGAACAUAUUCGAGAUCAGCGAGGAGGAAUGGUUCAAAGUCGACAACAAUUCGAGUUCUGCCUCAUGGCUGUAGCCGAAGAGGUGCAUGCCAUCUUGAAGGCUCUGCCUCAGUGAGAUCCACCAUCCCUUAGCUGUUUCGGGUGGUCAUCUGAAGUAUAAGGUAACUUUACUCCAUGCGGUCACCCUGAGACAUCUCUUCGUAGUGUUGUCCGAAGCCCAAGCAGAAUACGAUUGAAUGGAACCUGUCUUGAACCCUCGAGGGAGGCAGAACCACGUUAAACACUGUCCUUGGUGGGCCAUGUAACAUCAAACCCGGACAAAACCUACCACCAGGCCUAUCAAGUCAUGACGAUGACGCAACACCUCAUCGUUUGGGUGGUAUUGGAGGACGAUCGCUUUCGACGGUGAAUCGCCUUGAGAAAGGAACACCUAUUUCUCCAACUGAGGCUCCUGAUUAAAUGACAAUUAUUACCCAUUCCUCAGAGGCACACUCACAAACACACAUAGGAUGUCUUAAGGAAGCUUCAACCAAUCUUUUAGAGUAAUAUCCCUUAAAAAGCAAGUACCCAAAAAUUACCAAGCAUAUCCUAAGUUAAUUCAAAUGCUGAGAUGAGGGGCAGAUAUAAAUCAUAAUUAUAUUUUCUUACUAAUACAAUUUAAACUUCAAUUAUUAUUAUCCAUCAUCUUUCCCGUUUCCCUGUUGUUGUUGUUAGCAACUAUUUUCCCCUCCCAAUAUACUGACUAAUAUUACUAAUGUUGCUACCACUGCAACUACUAUUACGACAACAACAACUACAACUACAUCGACAUCAACCUCUUUGUGCAGUUUGAAAUAGCACAACAACCCCUAUUCUUAUCUCCAUCCCUUUCCCUUCAAAUUGAUCUAAUGAUUCAAAACAACACUUUAUUAUCAAUUUUGUCUUUGUAGACUUCAUAACAUCCAAAAAAACUUGAUGUCAUCUGAAAAAUUUACUCAUGUUCUUUACCACAUGCCAUAUUGACAAAAUAGGCUCCACGUUUUUUUUUUUUUCAUUUUUCCCCCUCAGUUCAUAAAGACCAUACUUCAAAACACGACAACAAAAUCCCAUCCAUCCUCAAACUCCCCUUCAAAGGAACCUCCACUAUCCCCAUUCCCAUAUCAUCUAUAUCAAUAAUCCUUUGGGUACCUUUGUGUCUUGAUUUAAUCGAACCAAUCAGCAAGAGAGUCUGCUGUUUGGGACCUAUUAUUCCACACAUGAGUUGCAAAGAGAUGAUUAUUUCUGGAAACCUUAGCAUCACUCUGUCAUCUCAGAAAAACGAGAUUACCCUAAACUUGUAAUGAGGCAUCACUUCAACCAACCAACCAUCCAUCUAUCUUGAAUACAAAAAAGUCAACGCCACCAACAACGCAAAAGCAUACGGCUCAAUGAAAAACAUCCCUCUGACAGAAGUCGUCUAAUUUGUCAAAUCAGUAAUACUCCCCCGGCCCCUCCCUUUUUGGACCCAAAUGGAUAUAACCCGACUCUCAAAGCCUUGAAAAUGUUGAAAAAUAACGCCAAAAAUAUCCCACCAAAUGCUUUAGUUGAGAAUUUUGGUUUCUUCAUACUUCGUUUUGAUUUACAAUCUAAUCUAAUUAUUACCGUUUCAAAUUUUGAUUGAUGUAAAAGUCAAAAAAUAACAUAACUCUCUGUGUGUGCAGAUCCAACUAACUGAAAACACCUAACCCAAGAUCUUAGGUGUCAUGUUUGGACUUGUGUUGGGCUCAGAAUGGGGCUUUCGGAGAUCUCUCUCCCGACUCCUAAGCAACGCCAGGGCACCGAUUCUCUAUUGGGUUUCUCACGGUGGACUGGAACGGAGGCUACGGGGACUGGUGUCCGGGAUCGCUGAGGAUGAGAACGCGGGGGUUGCGACGUCGACACACAGAUUGGUUCUUGCGGACAUGGCUAGAGUGGUUAUAUUGUUGAAACAACUUCAAACGAUCAUCAGGCAACCGUGCUCAGUUCGUUGUCCCCCCCCCCUCCUUCCCCAAAAAACGUAAUAAAAGUCCAUGUCCAAUCAACCGCUCAACUAGAUGAAACCCCGCCGGAUCAUUCCGGGUCUCAUCCGAACCAAUCUCCCAAGCACUCCGUUCCAAGUCCAAGUGGGGUUGUACAGAUUGGAGCAACACACACGACAUGAGCACCACCAGACGAAUCAAUCCUCCUCCAAAGAAUUACAAGUUCACCAGCCUCCUUGUAACUCUUUGUUUCAUUCUUUAGUUGUGCUUCGUCCAGGGCCUCUUUGUUGUGUAUGUUGAGGCCAAAUUCAAAAUGCAAAUCCCCGUCACCCAAUUGGGAACCAGCUCAACAGUUGCACAUUCUGAUUUGUUUCGGAAUCGAGUGCUGUGAUGACCCGGGUGUGAGGUGGCCUUUGAGCUAUGGACAGACGUUUCCCGUGCUCAAAACUGAUUGAUGUCUGGAGAAUCUCUGGUCAAGCUUAAGGGAGACCUCCCAUCCCUGAAUGGGUCUCGAGACUGUGCCUUUUCUAUCAACCAAACGUCAAGGCUUCUUCACUCGAUGAACCUGGCCUUGGUUUGAUGAAAGAUCACCAUAGAAAGAGGGUGCAUGGAUGUGUCGGUGUGGAUACCGGUGGGUCAAUGGACACUUUUUGACACACACCCUCGGUGAUCAGUUGCCGGCAGCUCAAACACAACUUCAAACAUUAUCCAAAAUAUCUAAAUUUGCCUGUAGUGAAAAAAAAACAAAUAACUAGAAUAUGAAGCGAUUUUGAACCGCUUUUUGUGUACUGGAACAUCUUUUCCCCAGAGCUGCCGAUAUCACUUUAUACCUGAAUUGACCAUGACAGAAUUCAGGUUGACUCAUGGUCCUCUAUCUUGUUGCUGGAUUUUUGGGGUGACCUUGAUUCUGUCUACAACUUGGGGGCUUUUUGGUCUUGUACAAAGAUCUUCGGGCCUUCAAAACAUAUAUCGAAUAUAAUCAUGUCUUUUAUCCAAAGUUAUGUUCUUCUACGCUUCAUUUGGUUUUUAUUUUAAAAUCUGAUGAAGGGCUCAAAUUUUACCACCUUUUAGGGCAGAAAAAAAACGAACAUCCCUCCCGAUAUUGCUCUAUCUACCAUCAAAAAUAGUGUAGUCACAUUCAUGUUAAAAAACUAUAUCAAUAUGAAAUCAAUGUUUUACAAUUGAUGAAUAAAUUGUUUGUAAAAUUGGAA